AUGAAGUGGCUUGUAUGUGUCCUUGCCGUGCUCCUGCUCAGCCUCCAAGUCAAGGCGCUUCCUCAUGAAAGCUUAGAUCAGGGUGAUCCAGCACCACCUUCAGGAGAUGCAGGCAACCAUGAAACCCCCAACAGUGGCGAUCCCAAUAACCUCCCACCCUUGUUACCAAUACCUGAUCCAGCCACACCCGAGCUGGUACCUAGUCUGCCUAUGGAAGGAGGAUAUGGCAUCUCCUACGCCCCCUACAACGAUGACGGGACCUGCCGAUCCGUCGAUGGAAUUAACGAAGACCUGGACACGAUAAGCACAGAUUACAGCUACGUCCGUAUCUACGGCGUUGACUGCGACCAGACCAAAAACAUCGUAUCCGCGGCCCGUCAACGUAACCUCCGCGUCUUCGCUGGCCUCUUUGACCUGCAGGACUUCUCAAGCAGCCUCGACCAAAUCAUCUCUGCAGCAGCAGGUGACUGGUCCACCUUCCACACGAUCAGUAUCGGCAACGAACUCGUCAAUAAAGGCCAAAACCCGCAAGACGUAGUAAACGCCGUGCACACCGCACGCGCUAAACUCCGUGCAGCAGGCUACCAAGGCCCUGUCGUGACAGUGGACACGUUCUCCGUCCUUCUCAGACACCCCCAACUCUGCGAAGCAUCCGAUUACUGCGCAGCCAACUGCCACGCCUUCUUCGACGCGAAUCAAAUCCCCGACAACGCGGGAAAAUAUGCCCUCGAACAGGCGAACCGUAUCUCGGCCGCAGCAGGCGGGAAACGCACCGUGAUUGCUGAAUCCGGCUGGCCGUACCGCGGCCAAGCAAAUGGUAAAGCUGUCCCCUCUGUCAGGAACCAGGCCAUCGCGCUCCAUGCCCUGGGGUACUCGUUCCGGGAUCGAAAGGAGGAUAUGGUGCUUUUCUCGGCCUUCGAUGAUCUCUGGAAACAAGAUGAGCCUGGGACUUACGGCGCUGAGAAAUUCUGGGGUAUUAUGAGGCGUUGA
This is a messenger RNA of Aspergillus pseudotamarii, 990 nucleotides long. RefSeq names its product putative cell wall glucanase (Scw4) (gene scw4). NCBI's taxonomy places the organism in Eukaryota, Fungi, Ascomycota, Eurotiomycetes, Eurotiales, Aspergillaceae. Gene Ontology annotation, molecular function: glucan endo-1,3-beta-D-glucosidase activity; 1,3-beta-glucanosyltransferase activity. Gene Ontology annotation, cellular component: extracellular region; fungal-type cell wall; cell surface. The transcript is spliced from 2 exons. Bases 1 to 990 code for a protein of 329 amino acids. Gene Ontology annotation, biological process: cell wall organization; carbohydrate metabolic process. The record is from RefSeq and is a predicted model, not a curated record.